Molecule: messenger RNA, 2472 nt
Organism: Erythranthe guttata (spotted monkey flower)
Lineage: Eukaryota; Viridiplantae; Streptophyta; Magnoliopsida; Lamiales; Phrymaceae
Source: RefSeq, a predicted model, not a curated record
AUGGCAGCUUAUGCAGCUUCAGUUUCUCUGAUCACUCUUACGGAGCAGAUCGAAAACCAUCCUCGCCUUUCGAUUUCUGUCGACAAGAGCCAGAUUGAAUCUCUACGCGAGAAGAUCGGUUUCUUGUUAAAAUUCAUAGAGAACAAUAUUACUCGUGGAGCUAUAAACAAUGAAGCUCAAGUGCUGUUGAGCCAAAUUGCAUCUUCAGCCUAUUCGGCCGAAGAUGCAAUCAAAUCUCACGUUGUCGACCAAACACAAGCGAUGGAAGAUGCCAAAAGAAAGGUUACCAUAAUCAAGUCCACGAAUUCGAUGCCACUACUCUGUUGCCUCAAGGAAGCUGUAACUACUGAAUCUGAUCCAUUGCAUUUGCACCAAAUUAACGAUGGCUCGAUUUCCUUGCUCGAUCUUCAGACGGUAAUAGACGACGUGGAUUCCAUCAAGAAAAAGGUUAUGGAGUUCAAAGAUGGUUUGCCGCCCGCAUACUCGGUGCCAGCUACUACUACUACUACUACUACUACUACUUCAACAUCUCUUACGAGUAUUACCGGAAAGAGCACGAUGGUGGGAUUUGAGGUCGAGUUGCAUGAACUUCUGGAGAGGCUCACCGGGCUACAAUCUAAUUUGCAAAUCAUUCCAAUCGUAGGCAUGGGCGGCAUUGGUAAGACUACUCUUGCCAAAUAUGCUUAUGAAAAUUCACUUAUUACGCGACCUUUUUAUAUUCGUCGUUGGGUUACCGUAUCCCAAAAAUAUGAUGUCGGAGGGCUUCUUCUACAACUUCUUUCUGAGCAAAGUAGUGAGAUGAUUAGUAAAACUGAUGAGCAAUUAGGCGAUGUGUUAUACACAAGGCUAUGCGGUCGGAAGUAUUUGAUUGUAAUAGAUGAUAUUUGGAGUGUCGAGGCUUGGGAGAAGCUAAAACGUUUCUUUCCAAACGACAAAAAUGGAAGUCGAAUUGUUGUCACUACAAGGAUAUUGGAUGUGGCUAACGACUUUGGCUCUUCGUGCCUUCGUGUGAAUUUUCUAGAUGAUGGUAAAAGUUGGAAACUAUUUUGUGAAAAGGCAUUUGGUGAUCAAUCCGGUUGCCCUUCUGAGCUAGAGGAUACCGGGAAGGAGAUUGUUAAGAAAUGCAAAGGACUUCCCCUUUCGAUUUCUGUGAUUGGUGGCCUUCUUGGAAGGUCCCAUAAGACGCAAGAAUAUUGGAAAAUUAUUUCAAAAGAUUUAAUCUCCAAUUUGAACCUCGAACAGGACGAGAAUUGCUCAAGUAUAUUAUCUUUGAGUUACACCUACUUGCCCCCUCAUCUUAAGCCGUGUUUUCUAUACAUGGAAAUUUUUCCAGAAGAUGAUAUGAUUCAUGUAUCCAAAUUGAUCAAACUUUGGGUGGCUGAAGGAUUUAUAAAGCCGAAUAAAGCCCAAAGCUUGGAAGAGAUUGCAAGAGAUCACUUAAAUGACCUCAUUGACAUGAAUCUCAUUUUGAGAUAUAGUUUUGGGUCAGAUGGAAGAAUUGUAUAUUGUCAGAUCCAUGAUCUUCUGAGGGACUUGUGUCUAAGGGUAGCUCACAGUGAGAAGUUUAUUUGUAUGAUGAAGGACGUUCCACGGCGCCUGCUUGUAGGAAUUCUAUCUCAACGUCAUGUUGUACUUGAUGAAAGAAUUCCCCGGUUUGUAAUUAGUUCUGAACCCAUGUUUUUUAAAGAACUUCCUUAUUCAUCAACAUCCCUACUCUGGAAUUUGCAAACACUAAUUCUUAAUAGCGUAAUUGAUGCACCAUCUGAAAUUUGGGAGAUGCGACAACUUAGGCAUCUACAUAUCCUUCGGGUGUCGCUCCCCGAUCCUCCUAAGAGUCGUAAGCAACAAAAGAACGACAUUGUUUUGCCAAAUCUGCAGACACUUAAGAAUGUAAUGAACUUCAAGUGGAGUGAGGAGGUUUGUAUGAGACUCCCUAAUGUGACGAAAUUAAACUUCCAAUAUGAUUUGGGCGACAGUAGUUCAAAGAAGUACCGUCUCUACAACAUUUGCCGCUUAGGUAGACUUGAGUCACUUACCUGCAAAUCGUUUCAUCUGGUUAAACUACUGCACAACCUCAAAUUCCCAAGUUCGAUCAACAGGUUGUCUUUAGAAUAUUGCAAGGUUCCUUGUCGAGAUUUGACAAUGAUUAGUUCGCUUCCUUGUCUUGAAGUUCUAAAAUUGAAAACUCAUUCGAUCGAAGGACGUGAGUGGAAUCCUGUUGAGGGGGGAUUCCUUCGCCUGAAAUACCUCUUAAUAGAAGAUUGUGAUCUGGUUGAAUGGAGGGCUCAAAGUUCCCAUUUUCCAGUGCUGGAGAAACUUGUGCUUCUAGAUAUGAAUAAACUGAAGCAGAUCCCGAUUGAAAUUGGAGAAAUAUCAACACUUCAGGUUCUCCAUUUGAAAUACUGUCGGUUGUCUGCGGUCGUUUUUUUCCGCAUUAAGAAUUGCGGAGGAACAAGAAAAUGUGGGGAAUGA